AUGACCAUGUUUCGCGCUUUCCUACUGCUGCUCUGUGCGCUCGCGGUUGCGCACCUGGCGGCCGCGGCGGAGUUCAAUCCCGCUCUCGCCACUCUCGCCGCAAGCCCCGACGACAGCCUCCUCGCCACGGGCAAAGCGCUCCCAGAUGACGCAAGCGAGGACGCGGAUGUGCUUAUAACGAACCGCGCUCUUGCGGAGGAGGGCGAAGCGUCGCGCCACAAUGGCGCUGUUCGCGUGCUGACGGAGGUCGACCUGCUCUCCCUUCUGGCGGAGGGGGACGCUUAUGCUGACGUGGCGGACACGCGGAGGAGCCUGAAGAAGAGGGGGAAGAAAUGCAGGAAGGGGAAGAAGGGGAAAAAGAAUGGCGGCGCGGUAGCAGCACCCGGUGGGGCGGGGGCGGCACUUGGUGCGGCUGCGUGCAGCAUGGCGGAGGUCGACCUGCCCUCCCAGAUUGAGGAGGGAGAUGCUGAUGCUGAGGUAGCAGACAUUCACAGGAGCCUGAAGAAGAAGGGGAAGAAAUGCAAGAAGGGGAAGAAAUGCAGGAAGGGGAAGAAGGGGAAGAAGGGGAAGAAGGGGAAAAAGAAUGGCGGCGCGGUAGCAGCACCUGGUGGGGCGGGGGCGGCACCUGGUGCUGAGGCCCCUGCCUACGCUGGCGGAGAUUCAGGUGCACCGAGUGGGGGCGAGGAGGCGGGCCCUGAUGGCGCGGCUGCUCGUAGCAUGGCCGAGGUCGACCUGCCCUCCCCGCUGGCGGAGGGCGAUGCUGAUGCUGACGUGGCGGACACGCGGAGGAGCCUGAAGAAGGGGAAGAAGUGCAAGAAGGGGAAAAAGGGCAAGAAAUGCAAGAAGGGGAAGAAGGGGAAAAAGAAUGCAAGCAAGGCAGCAGCACCUGGUGGGGCGGCACCUGGUGCUGAGACCCUUGCCGACACUGGUGCUGAUUCAGUUGGCUCUGAUGGCGCGCCUGGUCGCAGCAUGGCGGAGGUCGACCAGCUCCCCCCGCUGGCGGAGGGAGAUGCUGAUGCUGAUGCUGCGGACACGCGGAGGAGCCUGAAGAAGGGGAAGAAGUGCAAGAAGGGGAAAAAGGGCAAGAGAUGCAAGAAGGGGAAGAAGGGGAAAAAGAAUGCAAGCAAGGCAGCACCACCUGGUGGGACGGCACCUGGUGCUGAGACCCCUGCCGACGCUGGUGCUGAUUCAGUUGGCUCUGAUGGCGCGCCUGGUCGCAGCAUGGCGGAGGUCGACCAGCUUCCCCCGCUGGCGGAGGGAGAUGCUGAUGCUGAUGCUGCGGACACGCGGAGGAGCCUGAAGAAGGGGAAGAAGUGCAAGAAGGGGAAAAAGGGCAAGAAAUGCAAGAAGGGGAAGAAGGGGAAAAAGAACGCAAGCAAGGCAGCAGCACCUGGUGGGACGGCACCUGGUGCUGAGACCCCUGCCGACGCUGGUGCUGAUUCAGUUGGCUCUGAUGGCGCGCCUGGUCGCAGCAUGGCGGAGGUCGACCAGCUUCCCCCGCUGGCGGAGGGAGAUGCUGAUGCUGAUGCUGCGGACACGCGGAGGAGCGUGAAGAAGGGGAAGAAGUGCAAGAAGGGGAGAAAGGGCAAGAAAUGCAAGAAGGGGAAGAAGGGGAAAAAGAAUGCAAGCAAGGCAGCAGCACCUGGUGGGACGGCACCUGGUGCUGAGACCCCUGCCGACGCUGGUGCUGAUUCAGUUGGCUGUGAUGGCGCGCGUGGUCGCAGCAUGGCGGAGGUCGACCAGCUCCCCCCGCUGGCGGAGGGAGAUGCUGAUGCUGAUGCUGCGGACACCCGGAGGAGCGUGAAGAAGUGCGAGAAGCGCGAGAAGCACGAGAAGCCGCGUGAGCUGAACGAGAAGGGCGGGAAGCGUGAGGAGGGCGCGAAGCGCGAGGAGGGAAAGAAGCACUAG
Closterium sp. NIES-65 is the source of this 1908-nucleotide messenger RNA. The record is from the annotation of a GenBank genome assembly. Lineage: Eukaryota; Viridiplantae; Streptophyta; Zygnematophyceae; Desmidiales; Closteriaceae.